AAAAAAUAUUGCGUGAUUAUCACGUAAUUACUAUGUUACAAAUGCUGAAAAUUGUUCAAGUGUUGCUGCAUUUGCUUUAAUUGGUGACAAACGAGUUAAAAAUGGCAGAAUAUCAAAUAAAAAUGUUUGUCACAUUUUUUCUACUAGCGCCAGUAACAAUUUCAAACACGGAAUACAUUCCACCCGGCCCUGCAUAUCCGUGCCCGAAAGAGACAGAGAAUCAUCUUCUGUACCCUUGCGUGUGUGAGAAAGGGACGGAUAGUGGUUUGUAUGUGCGCUGUGAAAACAAUGGAUUGGCUGUUUUGAGUGUAGGGUUGGGUAAUAUCGCUGGCAUGGGGUUGCCAAUUGAAAAAUUGGUUUUGAAGGAGUGUAAGAUUUCCCAUCUCUUCGGCCCUCUAUUCCAUCGUUCAACUAUCAGAGUCUUACACAUCGAAGACACGCCGAUUAAAUCUAUAGACCAGUAUGCGUUUUCUGGAGUCAACAGGACUCUUCAGGAGUUGCGGUUUACCAAUACCAGGAUUGAGGAGUUUCCUAAGGAAGCUUUUAAGAUCCUCGGUAACCUAUCGAUCCUGUCCAUAGACGGGCAUCAAAUGACGACACUCUCCAAAGAUAUUUUUGCUGGCAGCGAGGCGGUAGGUAGGCUGGAGAAACUGCAUCUUAUAAAUGGUAUGAUCGCUGACUUUGCUCCAGAAACCUUUCAGAACUUGAAGAAACUGCGUACCUUAGACCUUCAUGGCAACAGGCUAGUUAACUUAAAAAGAAGUCAGUUCAAAGGACUUCGGGAUGCCGAAUUACUGGACAUAAGCUACAAUAAUAUAACAAAGUUGGAUGGAUCACAUAUUGGAGACCUAACUAAGUUGGGUUGGUGCAAUGCUAGCCACAAUCAGUUAGCUGACAUACCGAGAGGUAUGUUUGCAAGAAACACGGUGCUUAAAGUAUUACAUUUGGACAAUAAUAAAAUUAAGAAGUUGGACAUUAAUAGCUUUAGAGGAAUGAGGUUUUUGAGACGCCUCUACCUGCAAGACAAUCAAAUCUCUGAAGUUGGUCGAGGCACUUUUGGGUCAUUGACACGGAUCGGUACAGUUGACCUCGCGAGAAACAGAAUCGACAAAGUCGACUUUCAGAUGUUCCAGGCAGUUAAAUAUGCCGAGAUAAUAAACCUAUCCGAGAACCAAAUAAAGAUAAUCGAAACCCAAGCCUUCACUGACCUCUAUCAAGCUGUCGUAAACAUAUCCCACAAUGCUCUGACCAAGAUUGAAGCGAACUCCUUUGUGAACUGCAACAAUAUGACCGUUUUGGAUUUGAGCCAUAACAAUUUGAAGAAUAUCACCAAAAACGCCUUCGACGAGAACAGUUACGCGUCUGAAUUUAUUGUCACUUACAAUGAAUUCGAGGAUUUUGGUCAGAUUCCAAUUCAAAACAUGACUGGCAUCCGUAUUUUGAAUGCCUCUUACAACGUGAUAACACACAUACCUAAACUGGCUUUCCCCAAACUGUACGAACUUCACACAGUGGACAUUUCUCACAAUCAAUUGUUGGAGAUUUCUAAUGCUGUCUUUCAGAAUCUGUUCUCUUUACGAUUCCUAAAUUUGAGCCACAAUGCAAUGGAAGCCAUAAAACCUUCAACAUUCGGCACCGUACCAACGGUAUUAGAAUUGGAUUUGUCGCACAACAAAUUGAGAGACGUUUCCAGAGGGUCUCUUGCUAAAUUGGCGAGCUGUCGACUAUUGGAUAUCAGUUAUAAUAAUCUGGAGAAGAUCUUUCAAAUUCCUAUUAGUUUAGGGGAGUUAAAUUUUGCACAUAACAACUUGUCAGAGAUCAAGUACAAUACUUGGCCAACGAUGAACGCCUUGUUGCGGCUCAAUCUGUCUAACAACAAUUUGGAGGACAGAUUGUCAAAAGACAGUUUCUCCGGUCUCCUGACCCUGCAAUCCGUGGAUCUAUCGCAGAACGGUCUCACCAGACCGCCAUGGGAAGCUCUCAACACGCUCACCAGCUUGCAGUAUUUGUACAUGCAGUACAAUAAUUUGACAUCGCUCUCUAAAUCCGCCUUCGGCAAUCUCCCUACGAUGUUCCACCUGGACCUGUCUCAUAACCAGCUGUCCACUAUUGAGCAGGGCUCUUUCAAGGGCAUGCUGCAGCUGCUGGAUCUCUCCUUGAGAGGCAAUCGUUUGGAAUAUAUACGUAAUGAGGCUUUUAGUGGAUUAGUUGCUUUAAGAAAAUUGGACCUGUCAUACAAUCAAUUGGAAAAGAUAGACAAUAAAACUCAUGGCUUAUUAGAAGACUGCCUUUCUUUGGAAAUGGUAAACCUUAGUCACAAUAACUUCGGUUUUCUGACCAAGAAGAUGUUCCCAUACAGCCAAUGGUACCCAUACAAGGUGUCUGAAGUGGAUCUAAGCUACAACGCUAUACCAGUGAUCACGUUUGACAUAACCAUAGGAGGAAAGAGCUUCAAGAAGCUGAAUCUCGCUGGGAAUAUUAUUAAUGAUAUUAGAAACAACGUUCUUGGAAAUCUGACAUCGUUGGAAGUCUUGGAUCUAUCAAAAAAUAGAUUAACCAGCUUAAUAUCCUCAACUUCGGAUCUAAAAUUCAAUCUACCCUCAAACAUAACACAUCUUUAUCUCCAAAACAACCAACUCCAAAAAUUACCAAUUGACAAGUUAGCUGGUGCUGACAAACUCAAAGUGCUGGACGUGAGGAAUAACCAGCUGGUCAGCAUUGAACCUGAGCUGGUGAGAAAGAUCAAGGGACGGGGAUUGCAGCUUUAUUUUGAAGGGAACAAUUUACAUUGCGACUGUUUCACACGCCCUCUGCGACAUUAUAUAAAUCACCUAUCCCCCACAGCCUUUAAAGCAGCUACGUUGUACCAUAAUCUCACCUGCGCUGAACCUUUAUCGUUACAAAAUGAAAAUCUACUAAACGUAGAAGAAGAAAGACUAUUGUGUAAUGGCAACACUGAGUUGGAAAAGAUUAAGGCGUAUACUAAAAGUGAUGACGGUUUAUUCGAUUUUGAGUCUGAACCCGAUUUGGUUUUUAGAGACGUUCAGUUCUCCCAGCAAUCAAUUUAUGUGACCUGGUACGUAAAAACAACCCAAGAUAUCGCCGAUACCUAUAUUUACAUUCGGGACGAGAAAAAUGAACUACACUACACCAACACAAUUGCGUACAACCUGCGUACUGUAACCAUUGCCAUAGAUAAUGAACUCAAAAUGUCAUUACAAAAAGGCGGGAACUUUGACAUUUGCAUUCAAGCAAAAACGUCAAAUGGGUUUGGCAGGAAAUGGUAUAAAAGUCAAUGUCAAGCAAUGCCAAAUGAUUUUUCAAAAUGGCCGAAAAAAAUUAAUCUAAAUAAAAGGAACAAUAGAAGACAUAAAAUCAAGUUAGUAAACAGUGUGUUAGGUUUGGUUAGUGAUUCUAUAUUAAUAACUUUGUGUAUAUUUUUAGGAGUAUGUUUUAGGAAGUUGAAUGAUGUCGAAUUAUAAAAAGUAUUGAUAAAAUCCUAUUUGCGACGUUAUAGAUAGAUCUUUCUGUUUCUUCAAAAAACUUUGCGGUAUCAGUAAUGUACAAUUCACACUUGACGGAGUAGAUU
This is a messenger RNA of Hyposmocoma kahamanoa, 3589 nucleotides long. It is a transcript of the gene conv, whose product is annotated as protein artichoke. The record is from RefSeq and is a predicted model, not a curated record. Gene Ontology annotation, molecular function: protein binding. The transcript is spliced from 20 exons. NCBI's taxonomy places the organism in Eukaryota, Metazoa, Arthropoda, Insecta, Lepidoptera, Cosmopterigidae. The coding region runs from base 102 to 3482 and encodes 1126 amino acids.